AGUUUCCCCCUCUUCCUCUCUGGCCAUGUGCCAAAGGCUCUGUUUCGGCCGUUUCACGGAAGUAAUUCUGGAAGCUCUGACGUGACCAAAUUAUAAUCGCCAUCUUGAGGAAGGAAACGCCUUGAAGAGGAAAGAAUUGAAAACAACUUUUUCAUUCUGACAAAGUUGAAUCCCUCAUCUUCACUAUGGGGAAUUUAUUUGCAAGUCUCUUUAAAGCAUUUGGCAAGAAAGAGAUGAGGAUCCUCAUGGUGGGUCUCGAUGCUGCUGGUAAAACAACUAUCCUGUACAAGUUAAAACUUGGAGAAAUUGUUACUACCAUACCAACUAUAGGUUUUAACGUCGAGACAGUUGAGUACAAGAACAUAAGUUUUACAGUGUGGGAUGUAGGCGGUCAAGACAAAAUUCGACCGUUGUGGCGUCAUUACUUCCAGAACACACAGGGUCUUAUCUUUGUUGUGGACAGCAAUGACAGAGAGCGUGUGAACGAAGCCCGUGAAGAACUGAUGAGAAUGUUGGCAGAGGAUGAACUACGAGAGGCAGUCUUAUUAGUAUUCGCUAACAAACAGGACCUCCCAAAUGCUAUGAAUGCGGCCGAAAUCACAGACAAGCUGGGACUGCACUCCCUCCGCCAUAGAAACUGGUACAUCCAGGCCACCUGUGCCACCAGCGGAGACGGUCUCUAUGAAGGACUGGAUUGGUUGUCUAAUCAGUUAAAAAACCAGAAAUAGGCCUAAUCAUCCGCUGUCCUCCUCAACUCACAUAUACCGUUUUCACACUAUCCUGCCGACCCAAACCGUACGUACAGUGGCUCGCUCGGAUGAUUUCCUUUCACAUUUUCCUUUCCAGCAAGGUUCUAGCAACUGUGGUAGAUGAGAACCAGGCCGAUGCAGUACAGCUCGGCUUAGUAGUGUGAAAAGGGUAACACUAUCUUCUCUCUUCCCUUGUUUGUACUCUUCUGAUGUUACAAAUUGAACUACUUUUGUCAAAACGUACCUACUGGAAAGCUGCCCUCAUUUCUCAUCUCUAGUUACAACAAUGCACCAUAUGGGCCAGGGGGGAUAAUAACCCAAUCUUGGAAAACUGUCAGGGUUUCUUAUUUAAUGUAAAUAGUCCAUUUCUGGGGGGGGGGGGGGGGGGGGGGGGGGUUGUUAUGAGGAAGCUUAUUGCACACUUACAAAAAUCAACCUUGGUUAUUUCCUCUUGGCCGUUGGGCAGACAUACUCGUGUGUAGUAAAUGGAAAAGGGAGGCACAUUUUUUUUUAUACCAGCUAUCAUGGGACCCCGUGUCUCAACCUAACAUUUAAUGACUGCGGGGGGGGGGGGUUCUGAAUAAUGCAUAUAUACAGAUGCACUACUUGAAACAAUUAUGGUUUAAUACCUCAAUGCUACAAUGUCCUGCUCUCCCAAAAUACCAUUUAUCAAAACACUGGCAUUAACUAGUUGUACUGUGAGAAUGUUCUUGAGGUGAAGCCUAAAACAGAGCUCUUGGGUUUCAAAGUCGAAAAGUCUUGUCAACACUUACCAGCUUUUUUUGUGUGCCAUAUCAUUUUGAGAAGUGGCUGCCAUGCAGUCUGUUCCUCUGAGUCUCAUCAUUCACCUGUUUUAUGAUGAACAGAGGUGCAGAGGUGUCUGUUCAGCAUUGUUUGUAUGACAGCGGCCUUUGUGGCAAUGAACCUGAAUUUAUCAUAUCAAAUAAAGUGCAGGAUGUGGUCCAUAUGUUGGUCUUGUUGGCGAGCAACACGUGCAUGUUAGAGAUUCACAGAUUCUGCACAAAUCAACAGAUCUUCACAAUGCCUAGAGAAGCAGAAUUCCUUCCUGCCUAUCCAUUUGCUAUAAUAAUCACAUAUCCUUUGCAGAAUCUAUCUCAAACGCACUUUGAUUGUCAACGGGACUAGCCAAUUGAUUGUUUACAUUUUUAGUCUGCACAAGCGUUCUGUCGUUACCCCUCCUGUCAACUGCAGGUGCUCAAGGGUUGGGAUGCCUUGAUUUCCUCAACAUCCUCAUCACAAUGACUUAGCGCCACAACAACCCUAUAACUUAAGGUGUAUGCUAUAUGAUGCACUGGUUUGACAAAAGUUAUAGGCCUACAUUCUGAUGUACUGCAUUAGCCUCCAUUAUGACCUCAAGAUGUUGUUUUCAUGCCUUUUUAUUGAAAAUGAUAAGUAUAUUAAUUGUUUUGGAAUGAGGCAUGUAUCAUGUGUCAGUAGCAAUAAGAAAUCUGUAUGAGCUCCACAUUUUUGAAAUUAGUGCUAGUAUCUUCUCUCCUUUGCAGCUGUCAAAGAAAUGUCAAAGAAACAUGCUGUUCCAUUACAAACCUUUGAGCUUCUUAUCAAAAGGUUUUGGGUGUUAUUCCACCAGCAGGGCUGGGAUUGAAUUGAAGGCAGUCAAUUCAGGAAGUGAAUUUGAAACUUGAUUGUAAUACACUUUCGAAAUGCUUCUACUCCACAUUUUAAGUCGUUGAAAAUAUAUGCGUUUUAUUUCAUUUUGCUUCCUGAAUUGACCCCAGCCCUGUCCACCAGAGUGCUAUGGAAAUGUCUUUGUGUUUCUUUUAAAGGCGUUGGAUUAAAACAACUUCUCUUGAUUUUAAACUGAUUGCUUGAACCUUUGUUGAAAACAUUGUUAAUCUCUUUACCAAAAUGUCUAAAGAGGUAUUUUUUUUUAAAUGUAAAGUUUGUUAAAUUUUUUUUAGAAAAGCACUGUAAUUAAAGCAAUUAGAUAAUGUU
Oncorhynchus mykiss (rainbow trout) is the source of this 2723-nucleotide messenger RNA. RefSeq names its product ADP-ribosylation factor 1. The record is from RefSeq and is a predicted model, not a curated record. Lineage: Eukaryota; Metazoa; Chordata; Actinopteri; Salmoniformes; Salmonidae. Gene Ontology annotation, molecular function: GTPase activity; GTP binding.